CCACCAUCGUCGACGUCUGCCACCCUUUUCUGUGUAGCUUUGCCCUCAUUGACGGUGCUGGCCCGCUCUCACAUCCGCUCGCGCCCUUGAGGCCCAUGUCGCGGCCUCUCUCGCCCUUCAAGCUGCCGUCGCUGCGCCCGCGCUCGCCGACGCGGCCCUCGCCAUCGCCCUGUGCGGCGCCCGGCAGCGCAGUCUUCGGCGCGAGCAGCCCGCGGCCGUUUGCCGGCAUUGGCACGCCUGGCGCACGCUCCUCGCCGGCGCGCUUCUCGAUCAGCGGGGACGAUGCCGGGCAGGCGGCCGCCGAGGAGGCGCCGUGCCGCUUCGACUGGGACUUGUGCGAGGCGCCGGCGUGUGCGGAGCACUACGACGUGGUGCUCGAGCGGGGCGAGGCAGAGGACACGCCAUUGAUGGGCAGCAGCGGCAACGCCUCCUCUGCCAUCCUCGCACAUCUCGGCAGCCUGGUGCUCGACCAGUCCGGCGCGCUUGACACGUUCGAGACGCAUGCGCCGCGCUUUGGCUGGGGCGAAGCCUCGUCGAGCCGGCCGCCGCCAACUCAUGCCUCAGCUGCGGGUCCCGCAGCACCGAGUGGGGCCGACUCAGAGAAGGAGCGGGCCAAGUUCGAGGGCCGGCUGCAGGAGCUGCUGGACACGGAGCGGAGCUAUGUGCGCAGGAUAGAGGCGCUCGCAACUCGCUACGCCCGGCCGUUGCGCGCUCUCGCGCUCGACGUCGACACGGCAGUGCUGCCGCGCUACGAAGCGCAGCGUCUCUUUGGCAACAUCGGCGAGAUCGUCGGCGCCAACAUGGCGUUUCUGCGCGAGCUGGAGCUCUGUGUGCAGAGCGCAGAGCGCGAGAAUCUCGGCGACGUUCUGCACCGGCAUAUGGCCUGCUUUUCCUGCUACUCGGAGUACUUCCAAAACUUUGAAAAGGCCAAGCACAUUGAGCAGAGCAUGAUGAAGAGCAACCGCGGCUUCCGCGAGUUCGUCGAGCGGACGAAGCAGAGCACCGCCGGGAUGGGGAACAUCGGCCUGCGCGAGCUGCUCAUGGAGCCUGUGCAGCGCAUUCCGCGCUACACGCUCCUGCUCGACGCCAUACUGCGGCACAUGGCUCGCACAGAUGCGAGGCGCGCACGCAUCGAAGAGGCAGUGGUGCUCGCGUCGCGCAUCGCUCGCUGCGAGGUCGACGACAAGACGCGGCGCGCGGCCGUGAUGUGGGGCUGCAAGCGCUCGGUCGACGGCUUUCCCGACGGUCUCAUCUCCGUGCACCGCCAGUUCAUCGACUGCGUAGACGUAGAGGACUUUCCGCUCGACAUUUUCGGCCCGUCCAGCCUCUUCUCGCCGGGCAGCUCGAGCUCGAACGGCUCGCCCAAGAUUCUGCACUGCAGUCUCUUCCUCUUCGACGACUGCAUCGCCGUCGUCAAGCGCGCGAGCUCCUCGAGCUGCGGCCGCCGGCUUGUGGGCCUGGACGACCUGACGAAGCUGGCAGACCAGAUGCGCACUUUCGUGGAGCGCAGCGGAUCGUCGUCGGCUGCCGGAAAGGGACCGCGCAUCGAGCUGGGCUUCAGAGGCACCAUCGACCUCAUGGAUGUCAGAGCCACUGAUCUUGGCGCCACGGACUUCCAGCUCGCCUUUUCGCGCGCGCCGUCGCACAUUACCGGCGAGAAGUGGACCAGCCGGCUGGUGCGGCAGUACGCCACUCACGACACGUACUCGCUGUGCGCGCCGUCCGCUUCGCCCAGCCGCUCAGCAGGCGCCAGCGCGGGCUUUGGGCCCGGCGCCGAAGCGGGCGCUGGCUCGUCUGCCCGCAGCGAAAAGGCGCGCUUCCUGAACAAUCUCUGGCGCGCGCAAGCGCUGUACAAGGCGCGGGAGGGCAAGAGCCAUGUGAGGUGCAACAUGCUCCAGCCUGCGCGGGCGCAGCCGGGUGAAGAGCCUGUGAAGAGGGUGGUGUACUGGAAUGUGUACGAGAGGCGGCGCUACCUGGCGGAGGCAUCGAAGAGUGCUGUCGUGCUCCAUGUCGACCCGCUGCGGGGAGCAGAUGCGCUGCCGUUCGGUGCAGAGGCCAUGCCGCCGCUCGCUGCCCUGCGCAUCCACUCCAUCGACGAGGAGUAUGGCGAGUGCUCCUACACAUCCACGUUCAAGGGCCAGCCGGAAGACUCCAGCAGGAUGCUGAUGCCCAUUGGCGACGUUGCAUCUCAGCUUCGGGCGAUGACAGCCCAGGCCGUGCGCAUUCGCGACGAAUUUGGCCCCGCGUCGGCGCACGGAACGCCCCAGUCGGGUGCGCCUUCGACGCCCUCCCACCGAGGGCGCGUCGCCCAAGGCUUGGAGAGCUUCAGUCGCAACCUGUUCGGAAGCGCGACGCCUAGCGGCAUGCGCGGAGCAUUUGGCGCAGAUGGCUCAUUCGGAGGCUCGCUGUCGCCUGCGCGGCGCAACAGAAGCGCUCACAGCAAGUCCAGCAGCAUCGGAGGCACGAGUGUCAGUCAGAACGGCAGCAUCAGUGCGCAUACAUACUCGACGAUGGCGACAAGCGCCGGCAGUCGCGAUAUGCUCGGACGUAUGGUCUCGAGCCCACAUGGGCAGCAGCACAAGCUCGGCGUGCCGCUGAGUCGCGGCGGCUCUGCGCAAGACGAGCAGCGCACUCGCCGGAGUGCAUCAUCGGACGGCGCUGAGCUCGCGGACCAGUCCUUCGACUCCCAGCCUGGCAUGAACAGCUUCGAUUUGACGCCACGGUACAGCGCAUCGGGCUCGGGGCGUCAGCUAGCGUCAGGCUCGCCCAUGACACCCUCGCGGAAAGAUGCCAGCCGACAGCGGGCGCACAGUACGCCUGUUCUUCCCGAGCUCAACGACCGGCAGCAAUCCGUCGCUUCUCCCUUGCGCAAGGCCGUGCCAGGUUCGAGUCGACGCGACGACCUCGCCUCCUCGGCCAGCACGCCCGAAGCUCCUCGCCGCGUCGUGUCUGGAUCAAAGCGACGACUGCCGCCGGACGAGAGUAUUGCAGCGCAAAACAGCAAGCGAGCCUCCUACGGGCCUCCGUCAGACGAGCCGCCAGGAGGAGAGACUCUCUGUCGCAGCGCGAGUCACGGCAGCGUUCUCUCGAGUCGCGGUCCCAGCCCCGCUGGACCGCGGUCUGAGACUCCUCUGGAGGCAGCGCCGAGCACUACCGCAGAGGAUCAUCUUGCCAGAUUGCUUGCGCGCUCGCAGAAUGCGUUCGUAGCGGUCGAUGAGCUCCAGCUGGACAUCGAGGCCUUCCGCAACACGCUGCGGGCUGCCAUGUCCGGUGGCAGCUCAGACCGCGACAAGAUCAUGCGAGAGGCGUGUCCGAAUCAGAGCCGAUCUUCACCGAGCCUCAAGCGCAGUGUCGUGGGUGUAGCCACCGUCGAAGGUCUGCUGCGGCGCCUCGAUGACUGGAUCGAGGAGGCUGCCGAGCGCGAGAAGAGCGCUACCGCAGACGUCGAGUCCUUGGGGCAGCACGUCCGCCAGCUUGCGGAAGCGGCAAGGAAGCCGCAGGCGAAAACGCAGGAUGCCGGUGCCUCAGCUGCGCGCCUGGAAGCCCUGGCUGCUGACGCGCGCGAGGCAAAGGCGCUCCGUGGCAAGGUCCAGGUACUCGAGCGCAAGUGCGAGCUGUUGACUGCGCUCGAGCAAGACGGCCGCCUGGAGAACACGGCGCUUCAUGCUGCAUUCAACGAGGAGCUCGACGGCAUGUGGGCCGACACGCAGGGCGAGCGCGACGACGAGCUCGCCGCGCUUCGCGCCGAGGUCAAGCGCGCCAAGGGACAGCGCAACGAGGCCACGAUCCUCAACAAGUCCCUGCAGCGCGACCUGGACCUCGAGCGCGGCCAGGUGGCCGUCUACCGCAAGCUGCUGGUCAGCAACGGGCUGCUUCCGAGCGAGAGUCAGUAAUGGACGAUCAUGAUUGCGCUCGCGAGA
Messenger RNA from Tilletiopsis washingtonensis, 3920 nucleotides. RefSeq lists its product as hypothetical. Bases 96 to 3893 code for a protein of 1265 amino acids. The transcript has 11 exons. NCBI's taxonomy places the organism in Eukaryota, Fungi, Basidiomycota, Exobasidiomycetes, Entylomatales. The record is from RefSeq and is a predicted model, not a curated record. Gene Ontology annotation, molecular function: guanyl-nucleotide exchange factor activity.